AUGUUUCUUGCGAACGCCAAUAACACCAGUUACAAGGACCCAAAUCAUGCAUGUUCUACACCCAUUAUUGGACACAGUUUACAGAUACCGCAAAAGUUAGAGCGUACGUCACACAAGUGUGAAAUCAUCCUAGAUUUCUUUGUUCACUACAUCAUUAUAGUCUCUGGAUUUCAUUUUAUUGAAGUUACAGUCUUCAAUAGAAAAAACCAAGGUCAGUCUGUAAUGACUUGGGUUCUCCUCUGGUUCUUAUACUCAUUUGUUCAAUGCGAUGACGAAAAAUUAGAUACCCAUUUUGUUGGAGUUCAUCGUAUUCCCGAAUCUGUCUUUCCAGAAAUGCAUUUUGAGGAUCGGCUUCAUAUGUAUUUCAAAAAAAUUGAUACUAAUAGCAAUGGAUUCAUUGAAGACGAUGAAUUAGCAUCAUGGAUCUAUAAAACUUAUGAAUCUUUGGAUCGUGAGCAUGCUGAAAAACAACUUACAAGAUUUGAUGUGAAUGAAGACGGAAAAGUUUCGUUCGAAGAGUAUAUAAAUCAAACGUAUGAAACUUCUGAAGAGGAAUUAAGACAUUCAAAAGACGACAAAUCGUUAAAAUUUAUUUUAGAAUUAUUAAAAGAUGAACGAUUACGUUUCAACUUUGCUGAUAAAGAUAAUGAUGGUUUAUUAUCACUAGAAGAAUUCACUUUAUUCUUACGACCUGAAAAUUAUGAAGAUAUGGCAAAUUAUGAAUUGCAAAAAAGUUUUUCCAGUUUUGAUCAAAAUGGUGAUGGUAUAAUUACGAAAGAUGAGUUUACAAAUUUUUCCUAUCGAGGUGUAUCACAAGAGAAUUAUUUACAUGAACAAUUCAGUAAUCUUGACGUUGAUAAAAAUGACAUACUCAUUCUGGAUGAAUUACGGCCAUGGUUAUUGCCUUGUAAGUUAAUCAUGAUUGUCUUGAGAGGAUGUCGCAAUUCGUAGAUGACAUUCAUUCUACAACAUCAUGCUUUAAACUCACCAUCUUUAAUCUUUUAUUAUCUAAUCCCUGAGUUAACAAAUAUUGGGAUGUAAAAUUUUAUGGGAUGAUACAUGCAAAGGAAGUCUGAUCCUCCGUAACCUGUGUUUUAAGCUUUAAAAGUGGCUGCAAAAUCAGAAGCAACACGAUUAAUGAAUCUCACAGAUUCUAAUCAUGAUGGUAAACUUACAUUAGAAGAAAUCUUGGCUACAUCACAUUCAUGGAAAGAUAGUCAAGUUGUUAAACAUGCGCGGUCAUUAUGGGAUGAAUUGUAGAGUUGUUUUUAUCAAACUGUAUAAACGUUUUAUGCAUAAACCUCUGAUAUUAGAUGGUGGUAACUUUCUCUUAUGAUGACAUCUUAGUUUAUGGCUUCUAAUCUAAUAAUCUUAUAUCGAUUUAAUUGUUAGACAAAAUGUAUUUUCAUCUAUUUAAUUUGAUAACAUUCCUCAUUAUUUUGUUUACUUGUCUGUGAUUAACUUAAUGGAAUUUCACAAACUGUGUAGUUUUUAUUUUGUAUGCCUAUAUAUUUAAAAUCAAGUGAUAUGAGUUCCAUACUUUAACUAGAAUCGGUAUGAUUAUGGGCAAUAUAUAUGUAAUAAUAAAUUGAACUACUUUGACUAAAUACCAG
Messenger RNA from Schistosoma curassoni, 1613 nucleotides. The record is from the annotation of a GenBank genome assembly. NCBI's taxonomy places the organism in Eukaryota, Metazoa, Platyhelminthes, Trematoda, Strigeidida, Schistosomatidae.